CAAAAACGCUUCAAAAUAAAUAAAAUUAAGUUUACCUUUGCAAAACUGAGUUAAGUAUGGAACAGGUUUGCCGUGCCUGCACGAACACCUCUGUCAACCUUAUCGAUAUAUUUGACGAGCACCACCAGCAGGAGGAAGAACCGAGCCUGGCAGAGAUGUUGAACGAGUGCGUCGCUUCUCAAAUAAACCGUGAUGAUCAAUUUCCCAAGCAGAUUUGUCUGUCCUGCGUUCUUGAUGCUCAAAAUGCAUUUAGAUUCAAGCGCAGAUGCAAAGAGAGCCAUCAAUUCUUUUGCCAGCUGCUUGAGGAAUCGGAGAAAGCAGAAGAUUAUUCCGAGCACUGGCCAAUUGCGGAAUGUGGCAUAAAAGCACAACCUAAGGAAAUGGAAGACAUUCCGCAAGCAGAAGUAAAUUAUGCUGUUCGUGAUGAAGAUCCCAGAUGCAGAAGCGGGUCAAGUGGUGAACUGACUUCUUCAGAGCAGAAGAGACAUCUGUGUGACUCCUGUGGCAAGGUGUUUCUUCGCAGCGCACAUCUUAAAAGACAUAUCCUCGUGCAUUCUGGUGAACGUCCAUACAACUGUCCCCACUGUUCGAAAGCUUUUGCCCAGCGCAAAAGUCUGGAGGAUCACGUCCGUCUUCAUAAAGGGGAGCAUCCAUAUAAAUGUCGUCAAUGUCCAAGAGCCUUUAAUAACCGCUCGAAUCUGCAGUCACAUGAACGCAUUCAUUCUGGCGAACGUCCCUUCAAGUGUCCGCACUGCCCGAAGGCCUUUAUCCAGAGUGGCUGCCUCCAGACGCAUUUACGGGUGCACACCGGCGAAAGACCCUACAAGUGUCCCCACUGCCCAAAGGACUUUAUCAAUAAUGCUAGUCUUCAUAAUCACAGUCGUAUUCACACAGGCGAGCGGCCACACAAGUGCCCACAGUGUCCGAAGGCUUUUUCCCGCAAGGAAACGCUACAAAAUCACAUCUUACUGCAUUCUGGCCAUCGUCCCUACAAAUGUGCACACUGUCCAAAGGACUUUUACAUUCGUGGAAGUCUGUUAAGGCACAACAGAGUUCAUUCUCCUAAAAUCUUAUCAGCUUAAAGAAAAUCAUUCUUUCUGUGUUGCAUAAAAUAAAUAACUUCUUAAAUUCAAUUAGAAUUGCGCGCCAUGUAUUAAAAGAUAUAAAUAUAUCGCAAGCGCUGACAACCCUAGCAUUUCGAUUUGUAAAGUAACGAUAACAGUAACGAUUAACUCGUUGCAUGCGGUUUUUAAAAGUGGCGAGCGUGCAAAUUUAUCUGUUUAACAAUUGUUUAAUAAAAUAAUAAUGUACAGAACCAGAUUAAGUAAAGGUGAUAAUGGCAAAAUUAAAA
This is a messenger RNA of Drosophila innubila, 1351 nucleotides long. Its product is annotated as zinc finger protein 501-like. Gene Ontology annotation, cellular component: nucleus. Gene Ontology annotation, molecular function: DNA-binding transcription factor activity; RNA polymerase II cis-regulatory region sequence-specific DNA binding; zinc ion binding. The record is from RefSeq and is a predicted model, not a curated record. NCBI's taxonomy places the organism in Eukaryota, Metazoa, Arthropoda, Insecta, Diptera, Drosophilidae. The coding region runs from base 57 to 1082 and encodes 341 amino acids. Gene Ontology annotation, biological process: regulation of transcription by RNA polymerase II. The transcript has a single exon.